GUCACAAAACACAACCACACCAAAUGACACAACCCUCACAUACCCAAUUGCCUAAUUUUUCUCUCUCAUCUUUUUAUUAUACCCUUUUCACCCCUCCAAAAAUUUGAAAAGCUAAGUAUGUAAUCAUAACAAAAGACAACCCACCUAGCCUAUUUUAACUUCUUCCACACACCUCUUCUCCCCCCCUCCUCCCACAUCACAAAUCCCAUCUCCACUUUCCUUCUCUCUAACCACCCCCCAAAAAACAACAACAAUGUCCUCUUCUUCUCAUUCUCAUUCUCAUUCUUCUUCCAUUCUUCUUACAAGAGUUGUUCUACUUCUUGUUUUCCUGCACUUCAGUUUGUUGUUUGUCACUAAUGUAACUGGAACUCACCUUCAUCAUAAUCAUCCUCACCAUACUCAUUCGAGCGAUAAAAUCAUCAAUUUACCAGGGCAACCCAAGGUUGGUUUCCAACAAUUUGCUGGGUAUGUUACUGUGGAUCAAAAGAAGCAUAAAUCACUGUUUUACUACUUUGUUGAAGCUGAAAUUGAUCCUUCUUCUAAGCCUUUAGUACUCUGGCUCAAUGGAGGACCCGGUUGUUCAUCCCUCGGGGUUGGUGCAUUUUCUGAGAAUGGACCCUUCAGGCCAAAAGGGAAUAUCCUGGUAAAAAACGAGCAUAGCUGGAACAGAGAAGCUAAUAUGUUGUAUUUGGAGACACCCGUGGGAGUUGGGUUUUCCUACUCAAUUGACCCUACUGGGUAUGAUGCAGUUGGUGAUGCAGUUACAGCAAGGGACAACUUGGUGUUUUUGAGAAGAUGGUUUAACAAGUUUCCACAGUAUAAACACAGGGAUCUGUUCAUUACUGGAGAAAGUUAUGCAGGCCAUUAUAUUCCUCAACUUGCAAAUCUCAUGGUCCAAUUCAACAAAAAGGAGAAAGUGUUUAACUUGAAAGGGGUUGCGUUAGGGAACCCGGUUUUGGAGUUCGCUACAGAUUUCAACUCGAGGGCAGAGUACUUCUGGUCUCAUGGAUUAGUAUCAGAUUUAACCUACAAAAUGUUUACUAAAUCCUGCAAUUAUUCGCGGUAUGUGAGUGAGUAUUAUAGAGGAUAUGUUUCGCCAGUAUGUUCCAAGGUGAUGAGGCAAGUUGGUAGGGAAACAAGCAAAUUUGUGGACAAGUAUGAUGUUACCCUUGACGUUUGUAUGUCUUCUGUGCUUUCUCAAUCCAAGAUUAUUAGUCCCCAGGAGCAAAAUGGUGAGAGUAUAGAUGUCUGCAUCGAGGAUGAGACCGUCAACUAUUUGAACAGGCAAGAUGUGCGGAAGGCUCUUCAUGCCCGGCUUGUAAAUGUUCGUCAAUGGGCUGUUUGCAGCAACAUUUUGGACUACCAACUUCUUGAUGUAGAGAUACCCACAAUUACCGUUGUUGGUUCACUUGUCAAGAAUGGAAUCCCCGUCUUGGUUUACAGUGGUGAUCAAGAUUCAGUAAUUCCAUUGACUGGAAGCCGGACUCUGGUGCAUCAACUAGCCGUUAAACUAAAGCUCAACACUACAACUCCAUACCGAGUUUGGUUUGCUGGCGAACAGGUUGGUGGAUGGACUGAAUCAUAUGGGAAUAUAUUGUCAUUUGCAACUGUAAGAGGAGCAGCACAUGAAGUUCCUUACUCUCAGCCCGCGAGAUCACUAGUUCUGUUCAAGUCAUUUCUCGAUAGCAGACCUCUACCUGAGAUGCUUUAGAAACUAAUCUCAUUUUGAAAAAUUCAAAAUCUUUUAAAUGGCAAAAAGGAUAGUUAUAUGAUUUCAACUCUUUUUUUUUUUCAAAAAAUUCAUUAGGUUCAGUUGAAAAUUGUAAAGUAGAUAUGCUUAUUUGUGUAAUGUUAGUUGAAUAGAAGGAAAAGGAAAAAUGAGUGGCCUUUUUUGACCCUAACAAAAAAGGGCAAAUGGGAAAAGGGAAUUUUGAGUUUUUAGUUUCAGGAAUUGUGUGGGGAUGUCUCUGUGUUGUGGUUUUGGGUGUUGUUUGCUCAAGUUUUGUAGUUUGUACAAAAGGGAUCCAAGAUAAAAGAAAUAAUAAAAGUAAUGUUUUUUGUUCUCAA
This is a messenger RNA of Spinacia oleracea (spinach), 2067 nucleotides long. RefSeq names its product serine carboxypeptidase-like 45. The record is from RefSeq and is a predicted model, not a curated record. NCBI's taxonomy places the organism in Eukaryota, Viridiplantae, Streptophyta, Magnoliopsida, Caryophyllales, Amaranthaceae. Gene Ontology annotation, biological process: proteolysis. Gene Ontology annotation, molecular function: serine-type carboxypeptidase activity. The transcript is spliced from 10 exons. Gene Ontology annotation, cellular component: vacuole. Bases 254 to 1711 code for a protein of 485 amino acids.